GGGAGAUUUGCGCUGAGCUGGACGCACAGAGGCGGAGAGGCUCGGGUUAUCAGGAUAUUUAAGCAGCAGGAUCAGCACGAGGAGGCGGAAACCGAGUGUUUAGUUUAGCAGCUGCUGGAUAAGCAGCCAGCUUUACAGCUCCAUCCACUGGAGGUGAGAUCUUACCUGGACGCACGGCCUGCUGGGAAAAUGCAUUUCAUUCCACCUGUCAGCAAAAACAGGAUCAUAUCCAAAUUCCCCAAGUGCUAUAAUCCUCAGGCCUGCCUGCAGAUGAAGGAGGACUGGAAUGAGAAGGCUAAGUCGGCGUGUCUGGACCGAGCCGCCCGGCAGCACGGGAUGGACAGGCUGAAGAUGUCUAAAGCAGUAGUAGUUGGAGAUCUUAACGUGGGGAAGACCUGCUUAAUUAACAGGUUCUGUAAAGAUGCUUUUGAUCGGGACUAUAAGGCCACAAUCGGUGUUGAUUUUGAGAUCGAGAGAUUUGAGCUCUCUGGGCUUCCGUACUCUCUUCAGAUAUGGGACACGGCUGGUCAGGAGAAGUUUAAGUGCAUUGCUUCAGCGUAUUACAGAGGAGCUCAGGUGAUUAUCACAGUCUUUGACAUGGCAGAUAUUAAGACUCUGGAGCACACACGGCAGUGGCUGGUGGAGGCUCUGAGAGAGAAUGAACCAAACGCCUGCUUCAUCUUCUUGGUUGGUACCAAGAGAGACCUACUGUCUGCAGAGGAAUGCCAGCGGACAGAGAGAGACGCAGUAAAGAUAGCGUCAGAGAUGAACGCUGAGUUCUGGUCCGUCUCGUCCAAAACAGGGCAGAAUGUGCAGGAGUUCUUUUUCCGAGUGGCCGCUCUGUCCUUCGAGGACGCCAUCCUGCAGGAAAUUGAGCUGAGCAGCAGCAGCGCUGUUCGGAUAGGAGACGGAGAAAUCCUCAGUAGAAGUUGACGCAGGAGAUCAGCAGGACAGAGCAGCCAGGAAACCGUCCUGCUGCUGAUCCAGAGCUGCUGAUCCAGAGCUGCUGAUCCAGAGCUGCUGAUCCAGAGCUGCUGAUCCAAAGCAUUAACCCGCAGUGAGAGGAGGAGGAAGCAGAGGAGAACAUGAAGAAGUUCCACAGAAGAAAGGUUUAUAUGCUUCAGUGUUUAAGAGUCAGAACUGUGUUUUAUCUGCAGUUUAUUAAAGGAAAGAUACCCGAGACUCCGCCCAGAAUGACCACAGACUGAAUAAGAACGAUGAUGGUGUUUCACUGCCUCAGUAUUGAUCUUCUCUAAUCACUGCCACUAACAUAUACAUGCCAUAUAUGUAUAUAAAUAUACAUUUUUGUGGUGUCAGUGUUUUUUUAUAAUAAUUAAUAAAUAUGAUGAUGUUUAAGGUACAACUGAUUGAGUGGAUUGUAUGAAACUGACUCUGCAUCAAAAAAUCGAAUGAUAAAAUAGAACUCAAAUGGAAUUUAAAUUAAAUUCAGUAUUUUUUAAACCUUUAUCUGAAACAAAUUGUAAAUGAGUUACUAUGUGUACAAGUUGCAUUUAUAAUUCAGAUUUGUUUUUAUAAUUUUCUAAAACAAACUUUUAUUAUUAUUAUUCAUUAAAAUAUGUGUUGUAAUUUCA
Astyanax mexicanus (Mexican tetra) is the source of this 1592-nucleotide messenger RNA. RefSeq names its product RAB36, member RAS oncogene family (gene rab36). The coding region runs from base 190 to 933 and encodes 247 amino acids. The transcript is spliced from 12 exons. NCBI's taxonomy places the organism in Eukaryota, Metazoa, Chordata, Actinopteri, Characiformes, Acestrorhamphidae. The record is from RefSeq and is a predicted model, not a curated record. Gene Ontology annotation, molecular function: GTPase activity; GTP binding.